GGGGUGUUGCUGACACUGUGCCCGGUUGCUGUAGUGCAGCCAGUGGCUCUGGGACGAUGCUGAGCGGCGCGAUGUGCCCCCUCUGCCUGGAUUGCUACCGGAACCCAGUGAAGAGCCCGUGCGGCCACAGUUUCUGCAGGGGCUGCCUGCUUCAGGGUCAGGGUCAGGGUCAGGGUCAGCUGCUCUGCCCCCAGUGUCAGCAGGAGUUCACCCAGGCCAGCGUCCGCCCUGCCAGGAGCCUCAGGAGGAAAGCAGAAAGGGCUCGGAUACAGCUCAGCCGCCUGACCGAGGACCAGGCUCCAUCAGCGGCACAGGGAGCGGGCGGCUGCAGCGUCCAAUCGAGCAGUUCCAUGAAGGAGGUGGCCGGGCUCUAUAAGGAGAUGCUGAGGAAUAAACUGGGUUCCCUUCAGAAACAGAAGGAGCACCUUGACCAGUGCCGAGGCGUAGAGGCAGCCAACCGGGUGGAACUGAAGAAAUAUGUCAAAGAUCUCCGGGAGAAUAUCACCUCGGAGUUUGCGGAAUUGCAGCAGUUUCUCAGGAGAGAAGAGGCCACCUUGUUAGCGAGACUGGAAGAAAAGCAGAAGCUGGUGUCACGAGAAAUAGAGGACAAUAUGAUAAAGAUUUCGCGAGACUUGGCCUCCAUUAAUCAAACGAUAAGCAAAGUAGAGAGCUUGCUGGAUCUGCAAGAGAUGGAACUGCUGCAGGAUAUGAGGUCCAAUGUCAAAUGGUCUAGAAUCGGAUAUCAGGGUCCCAAAACGCUUUCUGUUUCUCUGGCCCUGGGAGAGUUCAAUGGGCCUCUGCAGUACGCAGUGUGGAGACGGAUGCUGAAGGAAAUCAAGACAGUUCCAGCGCCUCUGGUCUUCGAUCCCAAGACGGCCCACCCCCACCUCACCCUGUCGGCCGACUGCAGGAGACUGCGCGCCGCCAGCGGGAGACAGCAGACCCGGCGCCCGCACACCUUCGGUCGCUGCCUCUGCGCCCUGGCCUCGGAGGGAUUCGCUUCGGGGACGGCCUACUGGGAGGUGAAGGUGAGGGCCAACUGGGAGUGGGUGCUCGGCGUGGCCCCGCAAGCCGUCAUCGGGCCGAAGGGCCCCCAGGCGGAGGUCCGUGUCUGGGCCCUGAGGAGGUCGGGUGAGGAAUACUCGGCCCUCACCUCGCCCCACACCCCCCUGCACCUCAGCGUCAAGCCCCAGAGGAUCGGUCUCUUCCUGGAUUACCAGGCCGGACAGCUGUCCUUCUACAAUGCCGAUGACAUGUCCCAUCUCUACACUUUCACCGACACCUUCAGCGAGGAGCUCUACCCUUAUUUCUACACUGGCUGCAAAAUGGACCCGCUGAAACUGGUCAGCUCGCGUUUUUAAGGAGCAGGGAGGGAGUGCCGUGGCCCAACUGCAUUUUCCCACUUUACAGAGAAACAGAAGAGAGCUGUUCAUCACAUCAUAGAGAUGUACAGCACGGAAACAGACCCUUCGGUCCAACCCGUCCAUCUAAUCUAGUCCCAUUUGUCAGCA
Molecule: messenger RNA, 1511 nt
Organism: Chiloscyllium plagiosum (whitespotted bambooshark)
Lineage: Eukaryota; Metazoa; Chordata; Chondrichthyes; Orectolobiformes; Hemiscylliidae
Product: E3 ubiquitin-protein ligase TRIM39-like
Molecular function (GO): protein binding
Source: RefSeq, a predicted model, not a curated record